Molecule: messenger RNA, 618 nt
Organism: Sorghum bicolor (sorghum)
Lineage: Eukaryota; Viridiplantae; Streptophyta; Magnoliopsida; Poales; Poaceae
Product: putative nuclease HARBI1
Exons: 2
Coding region: 1-618 (205 amino acids)
Source: RefSeq, a predicted model, not a curated record
AUGCAAGCUGCAUUUAGGGGUAGAAAGAAUGCCCCCACUCAAAAUGUAUUAGCUGCAGUUAGCUUUGACCUCAAAUUUGUGUAUGUGUUGGCUGGGUGGGAGGGAUCAACACAUGAUGCCACAAUACUAGCUGAUGCAUUACAGAGAACUGAUGGGUUAAGGGUUCCUCCAGGCAAAUUAUACUUAGUAGAUGCCGGAUAUGCAUGUCGGCCUGGAUUUCUUCCUCCAUACCGAGGUACUAGGUAUCAUCUCAAAGAAUAUGGGAAUAGGAACUACCCAACCACCCCUAAGGAGCUCUUCAAUUUGAGGCACUCUAGUUUAAGAGUGACUGUAGAGAGGGCUUUUGGAUGUUUGAAGAAUCGCUUUCGCAUAAUAGACACCAACAAGCCAUUCCACCCCUUGAAGACACAAAUCAAGUUAGUCCUUGCAUGUUGUAUAUUACACAACUGGAUCCUAAGUUUUGGGGAUGAUGAGAUAAUCCCUGAAGAGUUCUCCUGGAUUCCAAAUGAAACCAACACUCAGCCCCCUCCUGGUACUGAAGACAAUGUUGCCUGGGUAAUGAAAAGGGAUGAAUGGGCUAACCACAUGUGGGCUAAUAGGGGACUUUCAAGGAUCUAG